Molecule: messenger RNA, 922 nt
Organism: Colletotrichum scovillei
Lineage: Eukaryota; Fungi; Ascomycota; Sordariomycetes; Glomerellales; Glomerellaceae
Exons: 2
Coding region: 117-710 (197 amino acids)
Biological process (GO): RNA processing
Cellular component (GO): nucleolus
Molecular function (GO): RNA binding
Source: RefSeq, a predicted model, not a curated record
ACGAAAAAAAAAAAUCUUGUUUCAACCAGCACUACUCUCUUCUUUCUCCUCGAUCCUUUUUCUUCAUACAGCUGAGCCUUCCUUCAGCUCCCACUGUUCAAUCGCACAUUAUCGCUAUGCCAGAGCUGUGCGAUGGGCGUCUUGAUGAACUCCUGAAAGAAGCGGCUAGUCGCCUCGCGACGAAGCAGCCGCCACGGCCCAAGGAUUGCACCUUGAUUGCCACGAAGGCCGCGCCUGCCAAUCCAACUCUGGAUUCAAAGGUGCAAGCCGAGGCACAAGACCCAAAGAGCGUUACGCUUCGCGAUCCUAGGCCAGCGGAGAAGAAGACUGCCAAAGAUGAUGCCGGCCCGGCCUGGUUUGGCAUUCCCAAGACAGAUCCCAACGAUCCCGAGCUGAAGCGAGAUCUUCAGAUUCUUCACAUGAGAGGAACCGCCAUCGAUUCUAAGCGACACUACAAGAAGGAAUCCCUCAAAGCCAAGGUACCUCGCUACGCUCAUGUUGGACGCAUUGUUGAGGGCCCGACCGAGUUCUACAGCGCUCGCUUGACACGCAAAGAGAGAACGCAGACACUGGUGGAUGAGUUGUUAAGCGCAGAAAAGGCGUCGGGCAAGUUCAGAUCCAAAUAUGAGGCGAUUCAGACGAAAAAGGCGAGCGGCAAAAAGGCCUUUUACAAAAAACUGGUUGAGCGCCGCCGGCGCAGCCGCCAGUAGCCAGGAACACGUUUUACUCUGGCUGAAGAUGUCUCCUUUAAAUUCGUGAUACCCGAAGUCGCUGGCUGAUAGCUGCGCAAAACAAAUCAAAAUUCAAAACAUGAACUAUGGCCCGAGUUGCAGGUGUCAGGAAUGCAAGACAUGAAGGAUGUGAAUAUUCGAUGAAAUCGUGUUGAAUUCAAUCACUACAAUGAACUAUCCUUGAGAAGCAA